Myxocyprinus asiaticus (Chinese sucker) is the source of this 1353-nucleotide messenger RNA. Its product is annotated as 5-hydroxytryptamine receptor 3A-like. The coding region runs from base 1 to 1353 and encodes 450 amino acids. The record is from RefSeq and is a predicted model, not a curated record. The transcript is spliced from 8 exons. Gene Ontology annotation, biological process: monoatomic ion transmembrane transport; signal transduction; regulation of membrane potential. Gene Ontology annotation, molecular function: transmembrane signaling receptor activity; extracellular ligand-gated monoatomic ion channel activity; neurotransmitter receptor activity. Gene Ontology annotation, cellular component: postsynaptic membrane; neuron projection; synapse. Lineage: Eukaryota; Metazoa; Chordata; Actinopteri; Cypriniformes; Catostomidae.
AUGCUACAUUCAGGCUUUGCUCUGUCAGCUCUGUUGCUAGGAUCUGGCGAGACGUUAAACUGUUCACAACCCACAACCAAGUCUCUCCUUAAUGCUAUAAAAGAGGAAGUUCUUAUCUACAGUGAAGCAAGACCAGUGAUAAGUCUGCAAACUCCUACCAACGUCAGUGUGGACUUGACUCUCUAUGGAAUUUUAGGAGUGGAUGAAAAAUCACAGGUGUUGGAAACAUAUAUCUGGGUGAGGCUGAGGUGGCAGAUUGAAGGUUUGAGCUGGGAUCCGGUUGAGUGUGGAUCAAAGAGAAUCUCUCUACCAAGAGAGAAGGUGUGGAUUCCAGACAUUGUCAUCAAUGAAUUCAUGGAUGAAAACAGAGCACCAGAAACAUAUUAUGUCUAUGUAACUUCCACUGGUGAAGUUGUGGAUGGAAAGCCAAUUCAUGUGAUCAGCUCCUGUCGACUUGACAUCUACACCUUUCCAUUUGAUAUUCAAAACUGCACAUACACUUUCAACUCUUACAAACACGACAUUCAGGAUGUUCGGCUGUUCUUCUUUAAACCGGUGGAGGAUAUAUUCAAGCAGUCCCUUACAGAAAUGACGACCAGUGGAGAGUGGGAUUUGAUAGACAUGCGGGCAGAAAAACCUAUUGUCCUGAGACGUCGAGCUACGCUGUAUGUGGUGAACCUCCUGAUUCCCAGCUGCUUUCUUCUUUCAGUGGAUCUGUUCAGCUUCCUACUGCCUCCUCAGAGCGUGGAUCGUGCUUCCUUCAAGAUGACCCUCAUCCUGGGUUACACCGUGUUCCUUCUGCUAAUGAAUGACCUGUUGCCCGUCACAGGAAACACCUUACCUCUCAUAAAUGUGUUUUUCUCUCUCUGCAUGGCCUUGAUGGUGGCAAGUCUCCUUGAGACUAUUCUCAUCACUAAUAUCCUGAGUGCUUCCAGUAACUAUCCUCCGUUACCUAAGUGGAUCAGGAUUCUGGUUCUGAAAUACCUUGCUCGACUUGUUAGGAUGGAAAAAAAUUAUUGUGAUCACAAUUGUGCCACUAAAUCAAACUGCUCUGACAUCACUGUCUAUGACAACAGCAUGACUGAUAUCCUGAAGCCAAAAUCAGAAUCUGGUCCAAUAAGUCUCCAGGAACAGUGUCUAGAGGAAAUGAAGAUGAUGAGUAAAAAUCUAUUGGCUAUUCGCCACAUGGUUGAAGAGCACUUCAGUAAUGACAACAGAACAGAUGAAUGGAUCCUCUUUGGUCAGGUCAUUGACCGUGUACUCUUUCUCCUGUAUUUUCUCUUUAUCACUGUGAGCUCAAUCACAAUUAUGGUUCUGUGGCUGCAUUUAUAUAGUCAUGAUAAAAAGUCAUAG